AUGUAUUGGUGGAUUUCAAAUUUACCUCGAACUCGCACGAAAAGCUCAUCUAACAUAACAUCUUCAUAUGAAAAUAUUACUGAUGGUUAUCAAUUUUAUAAUCGAGAUGAACAAAAUAAAAAUGCGUAUCUAGAAUUUAAACAUACUGUAUAUAGUCGAGGAAUUUGUGGAAAUCUUCAAACUCCACCUAAGAAACGACCAUGUACACCAUUUUUUCAUGUACAUCCUCAUCAAAUAGAAAAGUUUACUAUUCUUCAAGGCCAUUUUGCUUAUCAAUUUGGUGAUAAAAUAUACUCAUGUGAUAUUCAUACAUGUCCAUCACCUAUUGUUAUUCCUCCAAAUGUUCCUCAUACAUUUUGGAUGAAUGAUAAUAAAAAAGAUCUUAUUAUAAUUGUUCGUGUUGAACCAACAUAUAAAGAUCGUGGUCUACGAGCCGAAUCAUUUGAAAAUAUUGUUGGGGUUUUUCGUGAUAAAUCUAUGACUAUUUGGCAAGUAUUCGUAUUUGUUGAUAAUAUUGGAACCUAUCCUAUAUUUUUAACAUUAUCUAUCGUAAAAAUAAUAAUUAAAAUUGGUUCUUUAAUUGGUCAAUUACUUGGUUAUCAAGUAGAAUAUGAAGAAUAUGCAACAAAAUAA
Rotaria sp. Silwood2 is the source of this 633-nucleotide messenger RNA. Lineage: Eukaryota; Metazoa; Rotifera; Eurotatoria; Philodinida; Philodinidae. The record is from the annotation of a GenBank genome assembly.